Molecule: messenger RNA, 967 nt
Organism: Stylophora pistillata
Lineage: Eukaryota; Metazoa; Cnidaria; Anthozoa; Scleractinia; Pocilloporidae
Source: RefSeq, a predicted model, not a curated record
UUGUCAAUCGGUAAGUCACUUUUCAUUUCUUUCAGUUCUUUUCCCCAAUUUACAAGGGGGUUACAAUCAUGAUUCCUUCUGCAAAGAAGCAAUUCAAACCCAGGUUAACUGAGAUCAGCCAUAAAAAAGAUGCUGCUACCAAAGAAGUUGAAAAAUUGCAGACUACUGUUUCGGCCUCCUGGGCCUUAUCUGCUUAGCGAAGUUCUCGGAGGAUGCACCUCUAAAGCUUCACAAAUGGGUUAAGCUUCCAUAUUUAAGAGGAAAACUUGAAAAGUAACCAGCUGUGAAAACAAGUUUGUGAAAUGGGUCUGCUAUGACUACGAAGUUCAUUAUUUCCACUUUUAAAAAAAAAGUUAGCCAACUUUUGCGUGUGGAGAAAUAUGAUAACAGAUCAUAAAAACGCUAUACAGGAGACAUGUCGCCUAAGGUAUUGUUUCGUGGAAUACAGAACAAAGUAAUAAACGAUAAGUUUUCUUUUAUUUUUAAAAAUCAAUCACUUACGUUUACCAAAUAUGUAGGUGUAAAGGAAAACAGGACCGCCACAGCUACCGAGUCGCCACCAACCCGACCAGUUGAACAAGGCGGCAAUGAUCGGAAAUGGGCUUUGAUUGGUGUAUUCUGCGGUUUAGUGGUCGUCAUCGUGAUAAUUGUUGGAAUUGCAUAUUGGAGAAGUAAAAAGUCCCACGAAAAAUCGCCACAGGAUACCUUCUCUCAAGUAGGCGUAGUCAUGAAAAGUCACCAUUUGCAGUCAAACGUGGAACAUGAAAAUGGCUUGGAGAACGAAAGUUAGUUGGUGGCACUUAGCCUAUUACCUUCUGAAGUCUGUUUAGUUUAAUUAUCUAGGGAAGUACUGUAAACUGAGAAGUAGUCUUUUCUUAGAAUCGUUUUGACCAGGAGCCCAUUACCCGGAGCUUCCAUCUUCCACACUGACCCUCUGAGUCAACCCUGUCCCGUAUUUUUAUAUUUU